AUGCUAAUUUCUGUGCAUGUGACCCACCAAAGCAAAGUUUUAGUCAGAUGGACUAUUGUAGAAGCAGAUGAAGGCAAUAUCGGGUUGACAUUUAGUCAAAUCUUCGAUGACUUGAAAGCUGGCCGCAUCGAUGGAGUUGGGCCAUGGCCCUGGUUGAAUAUCUGUGAGCUGGUUGAACCCUUCGACGUGAGUAUCGACAAAGUUUCUGUGGGGAAAAACCCGGAGAAUUUGAUGGCAUGCAGCCCAAUGUUGGUGGCUAACAAAACUUGCAGUAUGUUUGGCAAUUUUGUUCAGUUUUCAAUUAAAAUUGAACAUCCUGAGGACUGUAUUUGCUUGUCUAACGCAACCCAGAGAAAUGUUGUUGUAAACAAUGCGUUUGAAAUGAUGAUGCAAGCUGCGAGGAAGGUUCAGUCAAGGGAGCGAAACAACUUGCCAGACCAAGUCGAACCAAAGAAUCAGAUGGACAAACUCAACAAUGCCAUCAUUGAAUUGUUGAAGAGUAAAAAUCUAGGAUGGGACUCCACCCGACAUUUCAGUUUUGUGUCUAAACUGGCCAAAAUACUGUGGUAUAUUGAUGGACAUCACAUGACGCUGCAAAGCCGUAACAAGAAAAUACCGGAAUUGUUUUCUGCGUUUAGUGGGUACAACCGUCCUGAAUUGAACAAGCACAGAAAACGAACAAUCGAUAAUUUAAAGUUGGAUAUCCUGAAGUCCCAUGUAUGUACGCUGCAGGGUUUUUUGGGUUCUACAUGGAUGGAUCAACCAGCAUGGAGAGAAAUCGAGAUAUUUUUAUUGUCAUUGCAAUGGAAGUGUUGAUAAAAUAUUGCAUCAAUUCAUUUAUAGCUACAAUCACGGACAACGGUGGGACACUUUUAUAUUUGGAAGGUGGGACACUUUUAUAUUUGGAAGGAUAUUUUUGUAAACAAUGGCAAAAAUAACAUGUAAAACCCCCCUCCCCAUCUCAAUGUUGCUGUGUGUUCUUGGAGAGUUAUCAGCAACGCAAUACAACACAAAACUACUUAAAACUAUAAAAUUUCACUUUUAGUCUAUUUAAUACAACAACAUUGAACAGGGGGAGUAUAUUACAGUCUCAGCCUAUAAACUGGUUCCAUGUAUUUUCACUGUUGAAAAAUUGAUCAACUUCCUGUGUGUGUAAAUCGGCCAAUGGCAUUUAAUUUUAGUGACCGAUUGAUUUGUGAACAAGUUUGCCAGCAAACAGAAAGUUGAGAAAUUUUUGAGCAAAUGGAUUGAUGAACUAUAUGUAACAAAUCGAUGUAAUAUUUUAUCAACACUUCCAUUGCAAUCCGAAACAACUAUCCAAAACAAGUGUAGAAAAAUUCCUAUAUUGACACUUGCAAUCAAGCAGAAAUACUCUUUUGCCUCGCUCAGAAUAGCUCAAGUAUUUAUUUUUUUCUGUUAACAAUUUUUAGAGUGCUGUUGCCCAACUAGGAAGCAUAUUGUCUGGAUAUGCAGCAUACCUUGACGAGAAGAACAAAGCCAUGAUUAAGCGUCAUUUUUCCUCAACUCCAGUAAGAUCACUAUCAUCCUCAGAGUCAAUCCACUUUCUCAACAAGCCUAUGUAUGUAGAUGAAAGUUUGUCAAAACUUGGAAGUGCAGUUGAGCAGUCUGAAGAUUUUGUGCCCGUAGUUGUAAGUGAAUUCUGCCCCCCUGACCGAAGGAAAAGAUAUCUCUUCACUCAGCAGCUUAAGAAAGGACUGUCAUCAAAUGCUAACAUUGUCCUUUAUCAGUACAGUACUGGGGGUAAUAUUGGAAAUUCCAACUUUGUGUGGAAAGUGCCAAACCAUUGCUCUGCUGAAGACUUAGCCAAUAGAAACAUGCAAGUUGUUAGAGACAUUGAGAAGGACAUACCAACGUACCAGACCAGAUUUGCAAGGAGGGAAUUCUGUGAAACCUUUGGCAAGUUUAGCGGCACUCCAUCACACAUCCUUAGAGAGAUGUUUAAGCAAUUGACAGGGGAUAAAUCUGCUUCAGAAUACCUCAGUGAAGCACAGAUUGAUGAAAGAGUUAAAACAGCUAUCCUCUCAGAAGAUGACAAAAUUGUUGCUGAUUUGAGACAUUUUAAUGAAAACACCAGUAACAAAUUUGAAGUGUUCUUCAAAGGAGUGGAAACCUAUCUUGCUGACAAAACCGCAGUUCAAGAACGAAGGCACACAGAUAUAACCUACCUUGCAAAAGCUAUAUCAUUCUGUGAUCUGCAUAGUCAAGUUGCCAAAUUGGUUCCUGAGGGUACUGCCAUUCCUUCUAUACAGUGGUCAAAAUAUCAAUUCCAACCACGUCAUCCGCGCACAAAUAAUGCUGGGAAGUAUUACAAAUGUAAGAUGAAAAUUAAGAUGAUGAUUCAGAAGAGGCAGUUCAGAAAAGCUCACCCUGACGAACAUUACUGUGCUGCAAUAUGGUGCUAUAUGCGGGAGUAUGCUGUCUUAUAUCGCGAAAAAUGUCAUCUUAUUAGUCUGGAUGACAAGCAUCGAAUUAGCGUUGGCGAACCAGGGUUUCCAGUUGCGGCAGCUGAAAGAGGAAAACAAGUUCUGGUUGGUCCUAACGAAACCUUUGCAGUUGGUGAUCAUGACUUCACACGCUUCUCAAUUGUACCAAGUGUAAUUUUUCAGGUAAAAUAUAUGUAAGAAGUGCAUGUUGUCCAUGUGUCUUGCAGGGCCUUGGGGUAAAGAAUUUUUUGCAAAUACCAAAGCAUAGAAUAAUUAACAGUUAAUUGCUAACAACCAGAAUACUCUAUUUGUUAAGAGGAAAGCCCUGUAAUAUAUUUUCAAUUUCAGGAGUUAUAUAUAAAUGGUUUUAACUUGUAAGUUAAUUAAUAUAUGACUUAAUUGGUUAUUUUAGAUUCAAAUCCCCUCGACCAUUGACAAGUCAUUCUAUACCGGACAAGUUAACAUUGGUUUUAAAGAAGCUGUAUUCCAGCCUUCUAGUCCAUUAAGACAUGCCACAGAGUUGAAGGAGCUGCUGAAUGACCAAGGCAUGUAUAUUAUUUUGUUUUAAUAGUGCAUAUUUCAAUUUCCAUAUUGAUGGAGAGACAACAUAUGUAUGUUUACUCUUACAGUAUACAUGAAUGUAUUUCUUAUAUUUCCAUUUUAGAAACAAAACCUAUGUUGCUGAUUUACACAGAUGGCAGCCCAGAUCAUCGCCUAACUUACUUGAGUGUCCAGUUGUCUCUGAUUGCCCUGUUUUUGCAGUUAGACCUAGAUGUUUUGAUCGCAGCUCGUACUGCUCCCUGCCACUCAUGGGCUAA
Molecule: messenger RNA, 3262 nt
Organism: Paramuricea clavata
Lineage: Eukaryota; Metazoa; Cnidaria; Anthozoa; Malacalcyonacea; Plexauridae
Source: the annotation of a GenBank genome assembly